Trematomus bernacchii (emerald rockcod) is the source of this 3308-nucleotide messenger RNA. RefSeq names its product natural resistance-associated macrophage protein 2-like. The coding region runs from base 242 to 2029 and encodes 595 amino acids. Gene Ontology annotation, molecular function: iron ion transmembrane transporter activity; manganese ion transmembrane transporter activity; cadmium ion transmembrane transporter activity. The record is from RefSeq and is a predicted model, not a curated record. NCBI's taxonomy places the organism in Eukaryota, Metazoa, Chordata, Actinopteri, Perciformes, Nototheniidae. Gene Ontology annotation, biological process: metal ion transport. Gene Ontology annotation, cellular component: plasma membrane. The transcript is spliced from 17 exons.
GAUAACUUGUGAAACUUGCAGGUGUGUGUGUGUGUGUGCUCAGGUAGCUUCCUCCCCCGCCACCCUCCGUCCUUACCUGUCCGGUGAGUCUGCUCCUCACACCGGAGGGACGGUGUCCAACCUGCCGCUGUGCUCCAUUGAAACACCUGGGAACCGAGAGGGGACAGCAUGAGUCACAUCACACCGGAGAGGAGUUUCGACUGAAGUUUUAGACCUUUUUUAUAGAUAGAAAAGCCCGAAAAUGACACAGAGGAGGAAGAUGUUUUCCUUCCUGCGGUCAGUGAGAGACCGUCCUCCGGAGGAUAUCCACAUCUCCUCUCUGCCUCCCAGUGUUCCCACAGACCAGGAGCCAGAGCAGAACGGAGGACAAGAUAUUUCAGCCGGGGACAUGGAGAGAGAGAAAUCAGUGGUCCAGACGACGCACACACACAGAGGCUCCGCCCCCUCAGUCUUCCUCCAGAAACAGAAUAAUGAACCGGUUUCUAGUACCUACUUUGAACAAAAGGUCCCUGUUCCCGAGGAGGACAGCGAGAAGUGCUUCAGUUUCAGGAAGCUGUGGGCCUUCACGGGGCCGGGCUUCCUGAUGAGCAUCGCCUACCUGGACCCCGGGAACAUCGAGUCGGACCUGCAGUCUGGAGCUAAAGCUGGCUUUAAGCUCCUCUGGGUGCUGCUGGCGGCCACCAUCAUCGGCCUGCUGCUGCAGCGGCUCGGCGCUCGACUCGGCGUCGUCACGGGGAUGCACCUGGCCGAGGUCUGCAACCGGCAGUACCGCACGGUUCCUCGUAUCAUCCUGUGGUUGAUGGUGGAGAUCGCCAUCAUCGGCUCCGACAUGCAGGAAGUCAUCGGCUGCGCCAUCGCUUUCAACCUCCUUUCCUCCGGCAGGAUCCCGUUGUGGGGAGGUGUUCUCAUCACCAUCAUCGACACGUUCGUCUUCCUCUUCUUGGACAAAUACGGCCUCAGGAAGCUGGAGGCCUUUUUCGGUUUGCUCAUCACCGUCAUGGCCAUCACCUUCGGAUAUGAGUAUGUGACGGUGGGUCCGGAUCAGGGCCAGCUGCUGAAGGGGAUGUUCGUGCCGGGCUGCAAGGGCUGCGGCCCGGUUCAGAUGACUCAGGCCGUCGGCAUCGUGGGGGCCGUCAUCAUGCCUCACAACAUAUACCUCCACUCCGCUCUGGUCAAGUCUCGAGACGUGGAUCGGUCGAACAAGAAAGAAGUAAAGGAGGCCAACAAAUACUACUUCAUAGAGUCGACCGUGGCGCUCUUCAUCUCCUUCCUCAUCAACGUGUUUGUGGUGGCUGUGUUCGCCGAGGCUUUCUAUGAGCGAACAAACGAAGAAGUGUACAACGUCUGCAAUCAAACGGGAAGUCCUAACUCACAUAUCUUCCCUCUGAACAAUGAGACUCUGGAGGUGAACCUCUACAAAGGGGGAGUGGUGCUCGGCUGUUUCUUUGGCCCGGCGGCGUUCUACAUCUGGGCCGUGGGGAUCCUCGCAGCUGGUCAGAGCUCCACCAUGACGGGAACGUACUCCGGACAGUUUGUCAUGGAGGGUUUCUUGAACCUGCGCUGGUCGCGUUUCGCUCGGGUGUUUUUGACCCGCUCCAUCGCCAUCACCCCCACCCUGCUGGUGGCCAUCUUCCAGGACGUGCAGCACCUGACGGGCAUGAACAACUUCCUCAACGUGCUGCAGAGCAUGCAGCUGCCAUUCGCUCUCAUCCCCAUCCUCACUUUCACCAGCCUGCCAUCUCUCAUGAACGAGUUUGCCAAUGGAUUAGUGUAUAAGAUCGGGGGAGGCCUGGUGAUCCUGGUGGUCUGUGCCAUCAACGCGUACUUCGUGGUGGUCUACGUGACGGAGCUGAACAGUGUGUGGCUGUAUGUGCUGGCUGCGUUCCUCUCCAUAGCAUACCUGACAUUUGUGGGAUAUUUGGUGUGGUUGUGUCUGAUCGCUCUGGGAGUUUCCUGCCUGGAUCCGAGCACCAGGAGAGGGAACGACACGGGGACCCUGAUGGAGACGCAGCCGGAGUUCGACUCCUGAAUCACAUGAGGACUUUAUCUAAAAGAGGUAUGCAACGUUACAAGAAGAAGAUGGCACCAGAAAUCAGGCACAGAUAAUGCAUUUCAAAUUGAUUCAGUAAAAAGUGGCAUCAGCAGAAGACCGCAUGACAUUUUCCAGCUCUGCGGACCAUACUUAUUUUGUAUAUAUUUUUACAUAGAUCUGUCAGUGCUGCCUCAAAAUGUCCGACACCAGGAAUGCAAACAGCGGGGCCAUUCCUGUUUAUGUCUUGCAUUGUGGCCUCUGUGGGCCUGGCAGAGCUUAAUGGGCCCACAUGUGUUUGGAAAGGCUACACUGACUAUUUCAACUCUACUUAUUCCUUUAUUUACAACUUUAUUUAAGUGUUUCUUUGUGUUUUCAUGACCUAAAUGCCUUAUUGAUGAAUGUUUUAUGAUCUGCUGUUGCUAAACUCCUCAUCAGUUGCUCAGGUGGAGAAAGUACUUGGAUCCUUUACGUCAGGAAAAGUAGAAAUGGGCCUAAAAUACUCCAUUACAAGUUAAAAUCCAGAAUACAAGAUGUUACUUUAGUAAGUAAAUGAAAAAUAAUGUUAUCAGCUAAAUUAAUGUGACGUAUCAAAAGUAGAUUAAUAUAUUUGUGUAGAAUAUUAUAUCAUGUUUUAACCCUAACAAAUGCAUGUCAAAACAUUUUAAUAUUGUAGUUUAUUAAUGUGGAGCUUAUUUUAGAUGAUCAUAACAGUACUGCAUCCAUGUAUAUCAGCCAUGCACAUAUUAUAAAAUGCAGUGCAAUACUACAAAUAUAUAUAUAGGAUUAUUUAUGUGCAAAGAGUAACCGUAUUUAUGUACAAAUGUAACUACUAUUUUGAGUGAAAUACAUGAAGUGUAUUAAAAAGUACAAUAUUUACCUCUGAAAUGUAGUGGAGUAGAAAUAUAAGGUAGCAUAAAUGGACAAAUAAAGCACCAUAAUGUCAAAAUAAUACUAAAGUAUGGCACUUGAGUAAAUGUACUUGGUUACAUUCCACCAAUGCUCACAAUGCAUCAGAUUUAAUCAGGUUUUAGAGGAUAAGGAGGCGCUGCGUGCUGUAAAUAAAAAAAUAUAUCCGGGGACCAACUGGUCGACCACAUUGCCAAACAUGAUGUCAAACCCACUUCCAUUAUUUGAACACGGUAAAACAAAUGUGUUUUAGGUUUUCCCACCGUUCAGGGAAUCACUUUACAAAAACAAAGUGAAAAGUGAUUCCAGCUGAUUACAACUUAUUUUCAUAAAUAAACAGCAAGUAUUCUUUUUUUUUUUAUUAACAACA